CAGUUGGCCAAAAGUCCACCUUGUUAUUUGCCCUGUAAUCAAAACGUGAAACAUGGAUGAGCCAAAACAGGAAAGGCAUAGUUAUGGCUGAAAGCACAGGGCGGCCCCAGCUAUGUUCCCCUACAGAUGCUCCCACAGAAUGACAUAUGUAGGGGGAAUGGCUGAAGCUGCUCACGCACGCAAGGAGCUGUCUUACCGCCCUGGUGCUGAUUAUUAUGACUCGCACAUAACACACACACCUGGCGCUGCGGAAAGCCUGGCUCUCCUACACCCCCUCCAGAUAACAGCUGCCCUUAUCAGAAGAAUGGAAGGAGACGCGCAGGCCGAGGGAUGACAGAGAUGCUGCAGUAACAGAAGGGGAGGAGAGGCUGUUCGGUUCCACACUAGCACGCCAUGCUCUGGUCGCAAACUGCGCAUAGGCCUUUCUCCCGUUAUUCUUGUAUCCUGCCGCGGCAGAGCCCUCUUCGGAAACAAUGAGGCUCCAGUGAUAUCUGUGAGGCCUUUCCUUAGAGACGAGUGUUUUGGGAUAUCGCAGCUUACACCGUGAGAGUUGUCUUGUGGCCAUUAUGCUCUUUCUGUUUCCAGUUGGCCUAAGGUACCCUGUACUGGCUCUCCGGCCACAUAUCCCUUGCAUCGCCUUAUUUGCCUUUCUCUGCUUCUCAAUGGGAGACUGUAGGAAGGGGUCAUCGGAAUCGCCUGCUCCUCAGCUGAGCGAUCUCAGGUCCCAGAUCACUGGGGUAGAGGAGUUGCUGGAAGAAUUCCGGAAGCAGCUACAGCAGCAGAAGCACCAAGAGCUGCCUGAAAAGCAGAGACAGCGGCCGCUUCCAGUUCAGGAAGAAGAGAAAGAAUGGAGCAGCGAACACAAGCUGCCUAUAAAUGCUAACCAAAGGGAUGCAGAAGAAGAGGACGCCAUGCAGCAGCAGCUUCAAGAAGUGGGCGUAAGACCAGGAGGGGAAUUUGGAGAGGAUUUUUGCAACUUCAACCAGAUGGAAGAACAUAUCAUCCGCACCAAGGACUCGCUGGAGGCAGGCGCUACCUUCCUAAAGGCCCCGGCCGAGGUAUCCAGCUGGAAGCAGUGCCUAGAAGUGUGCUGUGCCGAGACGCGCUGCUCUGCAGCUGUGGUGGAACACUCAGGACGAGGCCUUAGCUGCUUUCUCUUCGAUUGCACUCUUCGUGGGCGCAGCGUGUGCCAGUUCUCCCCUCACAGGGACUAUAGCAGCUACACCCUGACCGGUCGUAAUGCUACAUCAGGCUGGGCACUUAGGAGUCCCCUGCACCUACUGACUAAACAGCACGAAAAUGAUGAGCCUCCUCAUAGCAAUGCAGGACAAGAUGUGGUACUUCAGCUGCCGGUCGACUGGGUGAUUCUUGAUGGGCGUGAAAGCAGUGAUGACCAUGCCAUCAUUCGAUAUGAUUGGACUUUGCUUCUUGGUGAUCCACUAGUUCAGAUGAAGGUUCCUCAGCCAGGAACUCUAAAAUUGUCUAAUUUACAAGAAGGGGUCUAUAAUUUGCAGUUGACUGUGACUGACACAUCAGGUCAGAAGAGCUCUGACAAUGUUUCUGUCAGUGUCCUUGCUGAGGAACGUCAUGGAACAGACUGUACAGGAACAUGCUCUCGCUACCAGUUCAUCUGUGAUGAUGGCUGCUGUAUUGAUAUUACAUUGGCCUGUGAUCGAGUGAUCCAGUGUCCCGAUGGUUCUGAUGAAGCUUUCUGUCAAAACUUUAACUCUGGACGAAAGACUGUGAUUCAUAUUUCUGAAAGCACAGACAAGCAAACAGGAACAGGAAACUACUUUCCAACAGAAAUAGUCAGAACUGCUGAGAGAAAAAUGUCAUUGUCACUGGACAAGGGAAAAAAUUACUCACUUACUCAGGAACUACAUCACAAUAUGCUCAUUCAAGAUCUUUUUAUAGACACUGAUCCAUCUGAGUCAGACAAAGAUGAUGAGGGCAGGGACAGCUUCUUAAACCAUAAAGACAUUCCACAAGGAAGCGGGCAUCCAGUCCCAGAGACAGGAGCAAUCUUGCCACUUGCGCUUGGUUUAGCAAUCACUGCCCUUCUAUUGUUGAUGGUGGUGUGCCGUCUUCAGCUGGUGAAACAAAAACUUAAAAAAGCCCGCCCACUGACAUCAGAAGAGUCAGACUAUCUCAUUAAUGGCAUGUAUCUGUAGUGUUAUAGGGCAUGCCUCCUUUUUUCCUCUAUUCCAUACAAAUGACUCAUUAAAUUAUUCUUCAUCUACUAUGACUCAAGAAAUUAUGCUUGUAAUAAUAAAAUGGAACAAACCGAAUGUAGAUACCAGUAAGUUUUGCCGUGCUUUUUAUUGGUUUAUGAUAUAUGUAUAAACCCCAUAUUUUUCUGUAGUGCUUUAUAAUUCAGGGAACAAUUAUCCAGACUGUAACUAUUUGGGACAAAAAAUCUUUGUACCAAAGGAAAGACCUUAAAAACUUUAUGAUAUAUAUAUGUUAUUUUCAUUUGAACUCAUUAAGCUGUCUGUCUGUAUUCUUGGCAUUCCUAAGAAGUGUUUCCUUUAUUGUUUGCUGGCAAAAUAAUACCUUAUUGCAGAAUUUCAAACAUUAUUUCUCAAUAAGCUUGGAGUUAGUUGCAGUCUUUGGGGUGGUAAAUCAUAUUUUAAAGUAACAUACUACUGAUAACAAAGUGCACAAUAAUGUUCUCAAUUAAAGGAUACUGACACCUUG
Molecule: messenger RNA, 2697 nt
Organism: Xenopus tropicalis (tropical clawed frog)
Lineage: Eukaryota; Metazoa; Chordata; Amphibia; Anura; Pipidae
Gene: lrp11
Product: LDL receptor related protein 11
Exons: 7
Coding region: 567-2171 (534 amino acids)
Cellular component (GO): membrane
Source: RefSeq, a predicted model, not a curated record